Molecule: messenger RNA, 2124 nt
Organism: Acytostelium subglobosum LB1
Lineage: Eukaryota; Evosea; Eumycetozoa; Acytosteliales; Acytosteliaceae
Exons: 3
Coding region: 1-2124 (707 amino acids)
Biological process (GO): positive regulation of GTPase activity; positive regulation of TORC1 signaling
Cellular component (GO): cytosol
Molecular function (GO): GTPase activator activity
Source: RefSeq, a predicted model, not a curated record
AUGAUAACGAUAUCACUACCUAAUGAUUGUCAUAAUAAUAGAUGUUCGUUGGUGUUGACUCAUUUCUGUGAGACUCAUGGUCCUUCUGUUGUGUUUACUACACAGACAGAGUUUAUACUGCCUUCGACUACAACAUCACAGACAGACGAUACAUCAUCAUCAACUUCAAGCAGUGAUGUCACCAUCUCUUCGACGGGUUCAUUAUCUUCAACACCUCAUAUAAUACGUCGUCCUCUAGUCAGUGUCAAUGUCAAUCAUAAUGUCAAUGGAGUUGGAGUUGGAGAUGGAGAUAGACAAGAUGAUGAUGAUGAGGAGGACAAUGGUGACGCGGCAACAGCAGCGGAAACAACAAUCAUUACAUCAUUGCCAUCAUUGUUUGCAGCAACAACAACAAAUGUAAAUAAUGGCAAUGGAGUUGCCAAUGGGAAUGGCAUUGGACAUGGCAACAACAACACGACAGACAACAACACUUCACAACAACAGCCUCAUCAAUAUACACCAUUACAUACAAUAUAUAACGAACACUCUGCAUCACGACUUGGUGCCACUCAUUCAGUAUUGAUUCCAUCACUUUCCACCAACUCCAACAUCAACAAUGCGACUACAUCAUCAUCAAGCCAAUCAUCACCUCUCUUAACAUCAUCAACAUCAUCAACUACAUCAACUACAUCAACUCACUCAUCACCUACAAAGACGACAACAACAACAACAACUACACCACCAGCACGUUGUCCAACUUGUUCAUCACUGCCACAGGGUAGCGGCCUUGUAUCACAGGAUGCACUCAACUCCAACCUUUACUAUGUUAGCACGCAUCAACCGUCCAACACUUCAUACAGCCAGAUACGUACAGCUUGUGUGCGAUCAUUGUCAUGUGAGCUGGUACCAGGACGUGAGGGACCAGUCUACAUUAGCAGCAACGACGGAUACUUUCUCAGCUACAUGUUCAAGGUGAAUGACAUCCGUGCAAGAGGCUCAGCGCGCUGGUACGGCUUCCUUUUCCUGCUGGGCGAGUCGUCAUCGCUGGUCAACUACUUUAGCUGGAUAGUCAGCUGUUUCCGAUCGAUGGCCAACGAGAUGAAAGAGCGAUCCAACGUGGUGUUUAAGCGCGAACAGUCCACACAGUCGUCGUCUCAGGCACUCUCAAAUCUGAUGCGUCGCGGACUUCGCUCUGUCCCAUUGCGACCACUCACCGAACUGAUGGAGGACCCAAACUUCUUCCACCGACUGCACAGCUCAUUCAGCAGCAUCCUAUCUACAUGCAAUCUAAAGUACUUCCUUCUUCAGAACCAGCCAUCAAUGUUGGAGGAACAGGCAGCGCAACUCCAGGAACUCAAAGAGCGAUAUAUGUAUAAUGGAGGUCGACUUGGCCCACUGCGAGGCCCACAAGACAUCCACGCUCUGUUGGCCGAGAAGCUCAACGAGUCUGUCGUAUUCCCCGUACCCCAAGAGCGUCUGCGGACGUUGGGCCAGGUGUACCGCAUCACAUCAUCGACCAACCGUGCCAACGACAUCUCAGUGUUGGUCUACAAUAUGAUCGUUGGCAAUCAGGUCGUUAUACAGAGUCGUUCACCAGCACUGGCCGCAUCACUUAUCGAUCUACUCAAGGAGUUGGUACCUCGCGAGUGCGUAUCAAUAUGUUAUUACUCCGAGACAUUCAAAGAGAUAUGGGAGUGCAACCUACUUGGACUGAGUCCACGAGCGAUCAUUCCACGUCAUGUUGAUCGAUCAGUAAUCAACAUGGUAGAUAUUGAUUAUUAUGACAAGUCACAGGAACCAGAGGACAUUGAUAGUCCAUACCGAUCAACAAUAGAGAUCACACUUAGUGGUCCACAUCAUACAUCCACUCUUGGUCUGGCCAUCGAGUCCAUUCUGAGGCAAGACUUCCCUCCAGAUGUAGAGCGCAUGCAUCUCCUAACACUGAGAGAGGAGUGGAUAAAUAAGACAAAGUCAUUCUAUGGUGUGCGAUCAAUCAUUGAGAAUGAUAAGGAUAAGAGAUUGGUUAAGUUCCUACAGUUGAUCAACUGUGGACACGAGAAGGACUUGACUAUAUUGAUGUUCUGGACAGCUUGUUCAAGGAAAUGGUUCACAUCAUUAGAACGAAGAUUAAGUGUACUAAAGUAA